CCUCUUACUCUCUCCGCGCAGCCUUGCAUAAACCCCCAUCAUUCGCUUGUUCUCCUCAUUUUCCUUCUGCUUUCGACGUAGAUCGCAGCGCCGGAGCGAACGGCAAAGUCUUCGCCAUGUGUGGAAUUCUUGCGGUUCUCGGAUGCGCCGAUUCCUCGCUUGCCAAGAGAUCCCGCAUCAUUGAACUCUCUCGGAGGUUAAGGCAUAGAGGUCCUGAUUGGAGUGGUUUGCAUUGUUUUAAGGAUUGCUACCUAGCACACCAACGUUUGGCCAUUGUGGAUCCUGCAUCUGGAGAUCAACCACUCUACAAUGAAGACAAGUCAAUUGUUGUUACGGUUAAUGGAGAAAUUUACAAUCAUGAGGAAUUAAGAGCCAACCUUGAAUCUCAUCAAUUCCGGACUGGAAGUGAUUGUGAAGUUAUUGCACACCUUUAUGAAGAAUAUGGAGAAGAUUUUGUUCAUAUGUUGGAUGGCAUGUUCUCAUUUGUUCUUCUUGACACCCGUGAUAGAAGUUACAUUGCUGCUCGGGAUGCCAUUGGCAUUACUCCUCUGUACAUGGGAUGGGGUCUUGAUGGAUCUGUUUGGUUUGCUUCUGAAAUGAAAGCUUUGAGUGAUGACUGUGAACGCUUUGUCUCAUUUCCACCUGGACAUAUAUAUUCAAGCAAAAAUGGUGGACUGCGGAGGUUCUAUAAUCCCGCAUGGUUUGCAGAGUGUGUACCCUCUACUCCUUAUGAUGCUCCAGGUCUCCGUGAUGCCUUCGAAAAGGCUGUUAUUAAGAGGUUAAUGACGGAUGUACCAUUUGGUGUGCUUUUAUCUGGCGGGCUUGAUUCAUCUCUUGUUGCUGCUGUUGCCUCAAGGCAUUUGUCAAAGGCAAAAGUUGCUAGACAAUGGGGAUCUCAAUUGCACACUUUCUGUAUUGGCUUAAAGGGCUCUCCAGAUCUUAAAGCUGCUAGAGAAGUUGCAGAUUAUCUUGGCACAUUCCAUCAUGAAUUUCAUUUCACUGUACAGGAGGGUAUUGAUGCGCUUGAUGAAGUCAUUUACCACAUAGAAACAUAUGAUGUUACUACAAUUAGGGCAAGCACUCCAAUGUUUCUAAUGUCUCGGAAAAUUAAAUCAUUAGGAGUGAAGAUGGUUCUUUCUGGUGAAGGUUCUGAUGAAAUAUUUGGCGGGUACCUUUAUUUCCAUAAAGCACCAAACAAGGAGGAGUUCCAUUUGGAAACAUGUCGGAAGAUUAAAGCUCUUCAUUUAUAUGAUUGCCUUCGAGCCAACAAAGCAACAUCAGCUUGGGGUGUGGAGGCUCGUGUUCCCUUUCUGGACAAGCAAUUUAUUAACAUUGCAAUGGACAUCGAUCCUGAAUGGAAAAUGAUAAGACAUGAUCUUGGUCGAAUCGAGAAGUGGGUCCUGCGCAAUGCAUUUGAUGAUGAACAAAAUCCUUAUUUACCAAAGCACAUCUUGUACAGGCAAAAGGAGCAAUUUAGUGAUGGAGUGGGCUAUAGCUGGAUUGAUGGCUUGAAAGAACAUGCCAAUGAACAUGUUUCAGAUGCCAUGUUGAUGAACGCAAGCUUUGUUUAUCCAGAUAAUACUCCUAUGACAAAAGAGGGAUACUAUUACCGAUCUAUAUUUGAGAAACACUUCCCAAAGAAUGCUGCAAGGGCAACUGUACCUGGUGGGCCGAGUGUGGCAUGCAGUACGGCGAAAGCAGUAGAAUGGGAUGAAGCAUGGUUGAAGAACCCAGAUCCAUCAGGCCGGGCUGCACUAGGGGUUCACAACGAUGCAUAUCAGGAGGAACCGGAGAAAAUUGUGGCUUCUGAAAAUUUCACUUCAGCGAUUGGCUUCCCUCAGGCAAUGCGAGACGGUAUGGUGGAGGUUACUGCCACAACCACGGCUAUCUGAUCUUUCUAGUGCCGUGGCUUUGUUUAGAUGAUUUAUUGCUGGUGUAAUUGCAAAAUGGAAGAAUUUAUCUUCUUGUCGAUCGAGUAGUGGAAAUGAAAAAUGUUUAAUCGUGGAUGAGUAGUCGAAGUGGUGGAAAUGAAAACUUCUGUUUCUUCAUGUUACAGAUUUAUCUUUCAAAUACUUUAUGCUUGAAAAUGGUGGGCCAUGUAACUGUAGAAAAGUUAUGCUCGAACUCAUUUAUUGUUUUAACGAAUAAAAUUGAACA
This is a messenger RNA of Zingiber officinale, 2157 nucleotides long. RefSeq names its product asparagine synthetase [glutamine-hydrolyzing] 2-like. The transcript is spliced from 14 exons. The record is from RefSeq and is a predicted model, not a curated record. Gene Ontology annotation, cellular component: cytosol. The coding region runs from base 117 to 1892 and encodes 591 amino acids. Gene Ontology annotation, molecular function: asparagine synthase (glutamine-hydrolyzing) activity. NCBI's taxonomy places the organism in Eukaryota, Viridiplantae, Streptophyta, Magnoliopsida, Zingiberales, Zingiberaceae.